This is a messenger RNA of Epinephelus fuscoguttatus (brown-marbled grouper), 6445 nucleotides long. Its product is annotated as myosin-16-like. Gene Ontology annotation, molecular function: actin filament binding; cytoskeletal motor activity; ATP binding. Gene Ontology annotation, cellular component: myosin complex. The coding region runs from base 76 to 5922 and encodes 1948 amino acids. The record is from RefSeq and is a predicted model, not a curated record. The transcript is spliced from 44 exons. NCBI's taxonomy places the organism in Eukaryota, Metazoa, Chordata, Actinopteri, Perciformes, Serranidae.
UUCUGUUUUCUCUCAGCCUGUAGGUGAGUGAGCUUGUCAGUUGGUCGGUGUGCGUCGGUGGCAGCAGCAGCAGCCAUGCCAUAUAAAGGGGAGUGCGGGGACGAUGUGGACCCCAUGCCCUUCCUGGUUCCCUCAGAGAAGGAGCUCCAGGAUGCUAUGAGCAAAUCAUACGACAUCAAGCGCUCCUGCUGGGUCAAAGAUGAGAAGGAGGCUUUCAUUGCCGGGGAGAUCCAGUCUGAAGAUGGGGACAAACUCACCGUCAAGACCUCCAAGAACACUACUGUGAGUGUGAGGAAGGAUGAUGUCCAGCAGAUGAACCCUCCAAAGUUCUUCCAAGCCAGCGACAUGGCCAACCUCACGUUCCUCAAUGAGGCCAGCGUCAUGGAAAACCUGCGCAGCCGCUACAUCAACAUGAGGAUCUAUACCUACUCAGGCCUCUUCUGUGUGACAAUCAACCCAUACAAGUGGCUGCCCAUUUAUGGCGCUAAAGUGGCCCAGAUAUACAAGGGGAAGAAACGCAAUGAAGUUCCUCCUCACCUCUUCUCCAUCUCUGACAAUGCCUACCAUGACAUGCUGAUGGAGCAUGAGAACCAGUCUAUGCUUAUCACUGGAGAAUCUGGUGCUGGCAAGACUGAAAACACCAAGAAGGUUAUCCAGUACUUUGCCAAUGUUGGAGCCUCUGGGUGCAAAGUCCCCGACUCCAAGGCAAGUGGUCUUUGUGUACAUGGCUCUUUGGAGGACCAGAUCAUUCAGGCUAACCCAGUGCUGGAGGCAUUUGGCAAUGCCAAGACCAUCAGGAACAACAACUCCUCACGCUUUGGAAAGUUCAUCCGGAUCCACUUUGGGCCAACAGCUAAGCUGGCUGGCGCCGACAUUGAGAGCUAUCUGCUGGAGAAAUCAAGAGUGAUUUCACAGCAGGCUGCUGAGAGAGGUUACCACAUCUUCUACCAACUCCUGUCUGGAAGGAAGCCAGAACUCUUAGAGGCUCUGCUGCUGAAACCAGACCCCAAACAGUAUGUGUGGGUGUGUCAGGGAGUCACUGUGGUGGAUAACGUGGAUGAUGGGGAGGAACUGCUGCUCACUGAUGAAGCCUUUGAUGUCCUGGGCUUCACUUCUGAGGAGAAGAUGAGUGUGUACAAGUUGACUGGAGGCAUAAUGCACUUCGGUAACAUGAAGUUCAAACAGAAAGCCAGAGAGGAACAGGCUGAUGUGGAUUCCACUGAGGUGGCUGACAAAGUCGCCCACCUCAUGGCAAUCAACGCUGGGGAGCUGCAGAAGGGCAUUACACGCCCCAGGGUCAAGGUUGGCAACGAGUUUGUGACCAAAGGUCAGAACCAGGACCAGUGUGUGUACUCCAUCGGUGCUCUGGCAAAGGCCAUCUAUGACCGCAUGUUUAAGUGGAUGGUACACCGCAUCAAUAAGACCUUGGACACCAAGAUGCAGCGACAGUACUUCAUAGGAGUGCUGGACAUUGCUGGGUUUGAGAUCUUUGAGUUCAACAGCUUUGAGCAGCUGUGCAUCAACUUCACUAAUGAGAAGCUGCAGCAGUUCUUCAACCACCACAUGUUUGUGCUGGAGCAGGAAGAGUACAAGAAGGAGGGCAUCGACUGGGUCUUCAUUGAUUUCGGCUUGGACCUCCAGGCCUGCAUCGACCUGCUGGAGAAGCAUAUGGGGAUCUUCUCCAUCCUGGAGGAGCAGUGUGUGUUUCCAAAGGCAACAGACGCAACCUUCAAAGCAUCUCUGUAUGAAAACCACCUGGGCAAGUCCCCCAACUUCCUCAAGCCGAAAGGGGGGAAGAAAGGACCCGAGGUCCACUUUGACCUGGUGCACUAUGCCGGCACUGUGGGCUACAACAUCGCCGGCUGGCUGGAGAAGAACAAAGACCCUCUGAAUGAGACGGUGGUGGGACUCUUCCAGAAGUCCUCAUUACCGCUGCUGGCUCAGCUCUUCAAAGAGGAGGAGGCCGCUUCAGGAUCCAAGAAACAGAAGAAAGGCUCAUCCUUUCAAACUGUCUCUAACUUCUACAGGGAGCAACUGAACAAGCUGAUGAGCACCCUGCGAAGCACUGCUCCCCACUUUGUCCGUUGCAUUGUGCCCAAUGAAUACAAGAAACCAGGUGUGACAGAUAACUUUCUGAUCCUGCACCAGUUAGCCUGUAACGGCGUGCUGGAGGGCAUCCGCAUCUGCAGGAAAGGAUUCCCCAACAGACAACAGUACCCAGAGUUCAAACAAAGGUACUAUAUCCUCAACCCCAACGUCAUCCCUAAGGGAUUCGUUGACAACAAGAAGGCGUCUGAGCUCAUCCUCAGUUCAAUUGGCCUGGAUAAUAUGGAGUACCGGAUUGGCCACACCAAGGUGUUUUUCCGCGCGGGCGUCCUGGCAAAGCUGGAGGACAUGCGUGACGAGCGGCUGGCGAAGAUCAUGACCAUGCUGCAGGCUCAACUCAGAGGAACUCUGAUGAGGAUCGAGUUUAAGAAGAUGGUGGACAGACGAAUUGCACUGAUGGCCAUCCAACGCAACGUGAGGAAGUUCCUUCAGUUACGCUUCUGGGGCUGGUGGAAACUCUACACUAAGGUGAAGCCCCUGCUGAUGGUCGCCCGUCAGGAGGAGAUGUUCAAGGAGAAGGAAGAGGAGCUGAGGGUGGCAGUGGAGAGGGUGAAGGAGCUGGAGGGUAAGAUCAAAGAUCAGGAGGAGAAGAUGGUCACUCUGUCACAGGAGAAGAACGACCUCGCCCUGGCGCUGGCUGCAGAGCAGGACACGCUGGGUGAUGCUGAGGAGCGCUGCACCCAGCUGAUGCACCAAAAGGUCCAGCUGGAGGAGUCAGUGCAGGAUCUGCGUGAGCGCCUGGAGGAGGAAGAAGGGAACACCGCCUCCCUCCAUGGCCAGAGGAGACAGCUGGAGGGGGAGCUGAAUGAACUGAAGAGAGAUCUGGAGUCACUGGAGUCCACACUGGCCAGGACCGAGAAGGAGAAACAGGGUCUGGACUACAAGGUGCGAACUAUGACAGGUGACCUGAGCCAGAGGGAUGACCAAAUCAGCAAACUGCAGAAGGAAAGGAGAGCUCUGGAGGAACUGCAACAGAAAACUCUGGAGGAUCUCCAAACAGAGGAAGACAAAGUCAACCAUCUGACCAAGACCAACAGCAAGCUCAACUCCCAAGUGAAUGAGCUGGAGGACAGCUGGGAGCAGGAGAAGAGGAUCAGAGCGGAGGUGGAGAAAGCGAGGAGGAAGGCAGAGGGAGACCUGAAGAUGACGAUCGAGAACCUGAACGAGAUGGAGAACACUAAGAUCGACCUCGAAGAAGUCAUUAAGAAGAGAGACUUUGAGAUCAACAACAUGAACUCAAAGCUGGAGGACGAACAGUCUCUCAGCACCAUGCUCACCCGCAAGCUUAAAGAGCACCAGAGCCGCAUCGAGGAGCUGGAGGAGGAGCUGGAGUCUGAACGAGCCAUGAGAGCCAAGGUGGAGAAGCAGAGGGCAGAGCUAUCCCGAGAUCUGGAGGACCUCAGUGAUAGGCUGGAGGAGGUGGGAGGGGCCACCGUCGCCCAGAUCGAGCAGAACAGGAAGCGGGAGACGGAGCUGCUGAAGCUGAGGCGGGAGCUGGAGGAAUCAGCGCUCCAGUCAGAGGCCACGGCAGCAGCACUGAGGAAGAAGCACUCAGAUGCGAUGGCAGAGAUGGGCGAGCACCUGGAGAACCUGACCAGGCUGAAGGUUAAACUGGAGAAGGACAAACAGAGCAUGAAGGCGGAGAUUGAAGAUCUCAACGCCACAAUGGAGGCCAUUCAGAAAGCGAAGAUGAACUCUGAGGCCCACGCCCAUAAACUGGAGGACAACCUGGCAGAGGCCAACGCUCGCCUGGCUGAGAUGGAACACACUCAGACUGAGCUCAACACCGCCAAAAUCCAUCUGACUGCGGAGAACAACGAUAUCAGCAGAGAGUUGGUGGACGUGCAGAGUAAGCUGACGCAGGUGACCAGGCUGAAGGCCUCCCUCACCACACAGAUCGACGAGCUCAAGCGACAGGUGGACGAGGAGAGCAAGGGCCGUAACACAGCAGUGGUGGGCCUGGCCAACGCCCGCCACGACCUCUCCCUGAUGAAAGAGCAGCUGGAGGAGGAGUCAGAAGCCCGCGGGGAGCUACAACGCCUUGUGUCCAAGCUCAAUGCGGACGUCACCUCCUGGAGGAGCAAGUAUGAGACGGAUGCCAUCCACCGCACCGAGGAGCUGGAGGAGACGAAGCGCAAACUCGCAGCGCGUCUCCAGGAGGCUGAGGAGGCAGCGGAGGCGGCCCAAGCCAGAGCUGCCAGCUUGGAUAAGGUCAAGCAGAGGCUGCAGGGAGAGGUGGAGGACCUCACCAUAGACCUGGAGAGGUCCAACGCGGCGGCAGCAGCUCUGGAUAAGAAGCAGCGAGUUUUCGACAAGCUUGCGGCCGAGUGGACCCAGAAGAACGAGGAGCUGCAACUGGAACUGGACAACAGCCAGAAGGAGAGCCGCUCGUACAUGACGGAGCUCUACAAGCUGAAGACGGCCUACGAGGAGAGCCAGGAUCAGAUAGAGGCCGUCCGCAAGGAGAACAAAACCCUCUCAGAGGAGAUCAGGGAGUUGGUUGAGCAGCUUGGCGAAGGAGGCCGCAGCGUCCACGAGCUGCAAAAGGCAAAGAAGAAACUGGAAGUGGAGAAGGAGGAGCUGCAGCUGGCUCUGGAGGAGGCCGAAACUUCACUAGAGGUGGAGGAAGGUAAGCUGGUCCGUGUGCAGCUGGAACUCGCUCAGGUCAAGGCUGACAUCGACCGCAGGAUCCACGAGAAGGAGGAGGAGUUUGAAGUCACCAGAAAGAACCAUGCGCGUGCAGUGGAGUCUCUGCAGGCCAGCCUGGAGGCAGAGGCCAAAGGUCGUGCCGAGGCUUUGAGGAUGAAGAAGAAGAUGGAGGGCGACUUGAACGAGAUGGAGAUCCAGCUGGAGCACGCCAACCGGAACAACGCAGAGCUGGUCAAAACCCUCAAGAAGCUGCAGCAGCAGAUCAAAGAUCUGCAGGUGCAGAUGGACGAGGACGCCCGUCAGCACGACGAGCUGAGGGAGAAGUACAGCCUGCAGGAGCGGCGUCUGUGCCUGAUGCAGGGAGAGAUGGAGGAGCUGAGAGGAGGCCUGGAGGCAUCUGAGAGGGCCCGUAAACAGAUCGAGCAGGAGCUGGUGGAAAUCACGGAGAGGUUCAGUGAGGUCAACAUGCAGAACCAAAGUCUGACUAUCCUGAAGAGAAAACUGGAGGCCGAUCUCGCCCGAUUGUCCAGCGAGAACGAAGAGCUGAUCUCAGAGUUUCGCUCUGCUGAUGAGAGAGCCAAGAAGGCUGUGACUGAUGCGACGCGACUCUGUGAGGAGCUUCGGCAGGAGCAGGACCGCAGCUCCCACCUGGAGAAGAUCAAGAAAAAUCAGGAGCAGAACAUCCGAGACCUCACACUGAGGCUGGAGGAGGCUGAGCAGCAGGCUCUGAAGGCCGGGAAACGGGCCAUCCAGAAACUGGAAACCAGGAUCAAGGAGCUGGAGAAUGACCUGGACCAGGAGCAGAAGCGCCACAUGGAGACGGUGAAAAACCUCCGUAAGGGAGAGCGUCGACUCAAAGAGCUGAUCUUCCAGACGGAGGAGGACCACAAGACCAAUCAGCGCAUGCAGGAGCUGGUGGAGAAACUCCAGAACAAGCUCAAGUCCUACAAGCGACAGAUAGAGGACGCUGAGGAGCAGGCCAACAGCAGCCUGUCUAAAUACAGGAAGACCAUCCAUGAACUGGAUGACGCCGAGGAGCGCGCAGAGGUGGCAGAGAUGACCCUGAAUAAGAUGAGGAUGAGGAACCGAGCCUCCACCACUAAGGGCUUCACCUCGGUGGAGAUCGUCCAGGUCACCAAGCCUAGCAGCGGGGGACAGGAAGGGUAGAAAGGAAAAGAGACGCACACACACCGCUAGCAGAGUGACACACACCCAUCCAGCCCUCCAGAGGACGCUUCACUGAGGAAGUACGAGCUCAGGCUCCCCGAGGAAAGUCUUAAAACGGCCCAGAGCUUCUUAGAAAGUCUUAAAUAAUUAAAACAGUCUUUAACAUCACCAAUAGUCUUAAUCAAUGUAGUGUUAGGAUUGCUCACUUAACCUGUAGUCGGUUUUAGCUCGCACGCUAUGUUUUACUGCCUUGACUGUACUGUGUGUGUCCGCAGGCUUUGAAUGUUCACCUGAACGUGUUUCACUGUCAGGUACAGAGCGCUGGUCGUGUCCGACCUUUGCUCUCAUGGUUCUGUAAAGUGCCAUAUUGUUUAUUAGUAUAUGUGUCUGUACCUUGCAUGAUCUCAGUCAGUGUGUGUCCUCUGGGGAGGGAGGGGUAGGUGAAGCUGUGCUCUCACGUCAACGAUAGAGAGCCCACCUACGUGUGUCGCUCUGCAUGUGUGUUAAAAGUGUGUGUGUAGUU